CCACAAUCCACUCUCUCUCUGUGGCCAAGGAAAGGGAAACAAUGUCUACUACACUAAACCAACUAUUUGACCUUCAAGAACAGAUUUGCUAUGUGCAAUGUGGUUAUUGCACCACCAUUUUACUAGUAAGUGUGCCAUAUGGGAGUCUGACAAUGGUGGUUACAGUGAGAUGCGGGCACUGCACUAGCCUCCUCUCUGUCAACAUGUUGAAAGCCUCUUUCAUCCCUCUCAAUCUCUUUGCUUCUCUCACCCAAGAUCAUGAUCAGCCGAAACAAGAAGUUAGUCCUCGCAGAGAAGAAGCUGAUGCUGAUCAAAAGGCAUUGGAUAUGCGGAGCCCAUCGCUGGUCAUCUCAUCUGAUGACGACGAUGAUGAUGAGGAGGAGGAUGAUUUCAUCCCGAUGAAUCACAUUGUGAAUAGGCCACCAGAGAAGAGGCCACGGGCUCCAUCAGCUUACAACAACUUCAUCAAAGAAGAAAUCAGAAGGCUGAAGGCUAAACAUCCCAACAUGACUCACAAGGAAGCCUUCAGUGCUGCUGCAAAAAAUUGGGCCCAUUUCCCACCAAUUCAGUACAAAAAACAUGGAGAAAUCAGCUGUGGCGAGGGAGCUGAUCAGAGGAAGAUGCGAAGCAGCUCAGAUGUUGGAGAGAUAUGAGGUGCAAGCAGAAGGCGGCAAUGGUUUCCAUGAAAGAAAAAGGCUUCGACCAAGCUAGGCAUUUCAUGAUAAGGUCAAAAUCACCAUUUGAGUACUGCAUGGAUGCCAGAUGAUAGGAGCUGUUGUUUCUAUUUUAGGUUAAGUUUAGGGUUACAAUCAUACUCGCAGUUAAAGGAAAAAAAAGUGUUGAAAAAUCGACUACCGAUGUAAUUUGUCCAAAGACAACUGAAACGUUUCAGUUCAGCUAGCCCUUGCUAUGCAUGUUUCUAGCUAUAUCGAGUACUGCUAUGUAAAUUCGUAGAAAUUUACAAACUUUUUCAUACUCACAAAGUCGAAAUGGAGUCAGAAAGGGUAGCCGAGGUGGUAAGGUGCUCCCUUAAUCAUGAUAAGGUUCUAGGUUCAAGUCUCACCCUAAGGU
Rhododendron vialii is the source of this 1071-nucleotide messenger RNA. Its product is annotated as axial regulator YABBY 4. The transcript has 8 exons. Gene Ontology annotation, cellular component: nucleus. Lineage: Eukaryota; Viridiplantae; Streptophyta; Magnoliopsida; Ericales; Ericaceae. The coding region runs from base 42 to 653 and encodes 203 amino acids. The record is from RefSeq and is a predicted model, not a curated record. Gene Ontology annotation, biological process: plant ovule development; cell fate commitment; polarity specification of adaxial/abaxial axis.